Messenger RNA from Malassezia vespertilionis, 1095 nucleotides. RefSeq names its product mitogen-activated protein kinase (gene HOG1). Gene Ontology annotation, molecular function: MAP kinase activity; ATP binding. The record is from RefSeq and is a predicted model, not a curated record. Gene Ontology annotation, biological process: protein phosphorylation; cellular response to oxidative stress; stress-activated MAPK cascade. The coding region runs from base 1 to 1095 and encodes 364 amino acids. Gene Ontology annotation, cellular component: cytoplasm; nucleus. The transcript is spliced from 5 exons. Lineage: Eukaryota; Fungi; Basidiomycota; Malasseziomycetes; Malasseziales; Malasseziaceae.
AUGGCCGACUUUACGAAGCUGUCCAUCUUCGGCACCGUGUUCGAGGUGACUACGCGGUAUGACAAUUUACAGCCGGUUGGAAUGGGCGCAUUUGGCCUUGUGUGCAGUGCCAAGGACAAGCUGGCGGAUACGUCGGUCGCGAUCAAGAAAGUGAUGAAGCCGUUCAGCACGCCUGUGCUCGCCAAGCGUACAUACCGCGAGCUCAAGCUCCUGAAGCACAUCCAGCAUGAAAAUAUCAUAAGCCUGAGCGACAUUUUCAUUUCCCCGUUGGAAGACCUGUACUUUGUUACGGAGCUCUUGGGGACCGACUUGCACCGCCUGCUCACGAGCCGUCCGCUGGAGAGGCAGUUUGUACAGUAUUUUCUGUAUCAAAUUCUCCGCGGGCUCAAGUAUGUGCACUCUGCAGGCGUCGUCCACCGUGACUUGAAGCCGAGCAACAUUUUGAUCAACGAAAACUGCGACUUGAAGAUCUGCGACUUUGGACUCGCGCGCGUGCAGGAUCCACAAAUGACUGGCUACGUGUCUACGCGGUACUAUCGCGCGCCUGAGAUUAUGCUCACAUGGCAAAAGUACGACGUGGCUGUGGAUGUGUGGAGCGCGGGAUGCAUCUUUUCCGAAAUGCUCGAAGGCAAGCCACUCUUUCCUGGAAAAGACCACGUGAACCAGUUUUCAAUCAUCACCGAGCUGCUCGGUACGCCGCCAGACGAGGUGAUAAACACGAUCUGCAGCGAAAAUACGCUCCGUUUUGUUCGAUCCUUGCCCAAUCGCGAGCGCGUGAAUUUCCGCGAGCAUUUCCCAAAUACGGACCCUGAGGCGCUUGACUUGCUCGACAAGAUGCUUGUGUUUGAUCUGAACAAGCGCAUCACCGCCGCCGACGCACUCUCACACUCCUACCUUGCGCCGUACCAUAACCCUGCUGACGAGCCGGAAGCGGACGAGACGUUUGAUUGGAGCUUCAACGAUGCGGACCUGCCCAUCGAUACGUGGAAAGUAAUGAUGUACUCUGAGAUCCUAGACUUUCAUAACAUGGACGAGCAAGGCCUCGAGACGAAUGGCGCUGCUGCCCAGGCAGACCCAAUGAGCUCCACUCCGUAG